Cylas formicarius (sweet potato weevil) is the source of this 1107-nucleotide messenger RNA. RefSeq lists its product as uncharacterized. The record is from RefSeq and is a predicted model, not a curated record. The transcript has 3 exons. Lineage: Eukaryota; Metazoa; Arthropoda; Insecta; Coleoptera; Brentidae. Bases 1 to 1107 code for a protein of 368 amino acids.
AUGCACAAUAAACAUGUGAACAAGCUACGAGAGUAUUUCUACAAUAAAGAUGCUGCACUACAUAAAACCGUAAUAGAGGCAGAUAAAAAAUACACUCCAUUAAACAUGGCAGAUAGAAACGCAGUAUUUCAAAUUGAAAUAAACGAUGAAAUCUUGCAUCAAUGGGCUCAGAAGGCGGUCCACGGCGGGCAUUUUUCCGACCUGCAUCAGGAAGAUGUUGACAUUAAAGCGUCAAACAAAUGGCUGAGCAACGGAGACUUGUACGCCGAGACCGAAGGCUACCUGCUGGCUAUUCAGGAUAGAGUACUACCAACAAGAAAUUAUAAAAAAUAUAUCCUUAAUACCCCUCACACAGAAGAUAAGUGCAGAAGAUGUGGCCAAAAUGGAGAAACUAUUGAACACAUACUAAACGUUUGUUCAACUUUAGCACCCACAAAAUACACAAUAAGGCACGAUAAUGUAGCAAAAAUAGUUCACCAAAACCUUGCAGUUAAACAUCACCUUCUUGAACAAAAGUGUCCUUACUUUAAAUAUUCACCUGAAGCUGUUCUGGAGUCAAAUACCCAUAAACUGAUGUGGAACAGAUCUAUCAUAACAGACAAAGCAAUUCAACAUAAUAGGCCAGAUAUAAUACUCACUAUUAAAAAUGAAAUGAUAACCUACUUAAUCGAUAUCGCAGUACCUUGGAACAGAAAUCUUUCAAAUACUCACAACCGUAAAAUACAAAAAUACUCUGAGCUUGCUAGCGAGAUCAAAAGAGUUUGGCGCCAACGGGAGGUUCAUACAAUACCAGUGGUCCUAUCUUCUACAGGACUAAUACCCAAAAAACUUCAUAAGUCACUUCAGUCUCUCGGCCUUCAACAAUAUCUCUAUAUGGAACUACAAAAAGCCAGCAUACUACAGACUUGCCACCUGGUCAGAAAUUUCUUACAUCAUUCUCAAGAGGCAGAAGAGUUUUGGAAAACAACAAUCUCCAAUUCCAAAUUUAAGGUUCGGGCGCCGAGAGAAGCAUCCAGUUUCAUCAUGCAGUUAGAACUGCUGCGCGUGUCAUAUCCAAUUGUCGAGCAACAGCUCGCUGGCGAAGUCCACUUUCGAUUAAAGCGAUAA